Gigantopelta aegis is the source of this 1323-nucleotide messenger RNA. RefSeq lists its product as uncharacterized. The record is from RefSeq and is a predicted model, not a curated record. The coding region runs from base 1 to 1041 and encodes 346 amino acids. NCBI's taxonomy places the organism in Eukaryota, Metazoa, Mollusca, Gastropoda, Neomphalida, Peltospiridae. The transcript has 3 exons.
AUGGCUUGCCUCUUAAUAGCAUGCAGUUUUCUCCAGCUUUUCGUCUUUCAAGUUCAAGGUCAUGGAAUUCUUCUAGACCCACCAGGCCGAUCUUCUUUGUGGAGGGAAGGACAUGACGUCAUACCCAAUUAUCAGGAUAAUGAACUCUUUUGCGGAGGAUUUCAAAACCAGUGGGAGGUCCAUGGAGGGAAAUGCGGACUGUGCGGCGAUCCUUGGCAAGGUUCCCGCGAUCACGAAGCGGGAGGGAAAUACGCCACUGACAUUAUCGCACGCACGUACGAGACAGGCGAGACGAUCCAGGUGAAGGUCGAUAUAACGGCCAACCACCUGGGUUGGUUCGAGUUCCGCCUGUGUCCUCACAACGACUGGACGAGCAACUUCACCGCGGACUGUCUGCAGCUGCUCGAACUGGCCGACCCAGACCGGUCCGGGACGAGGUACACCAUCGAUGACAGCACGGGCAUCUACAACAUCCUGCUCAAACUGCCGGAAACCCUGACGUGCUCGCAGUGCGUGCUGCAGUGGAAGUACCACACUGCUAACAGCUGGGGUUUUGAGCCCAAUGGUACUGGAUGCAUGGGGUGCGGUGCACAAGAAGAGUUCUAUGGUUGUGCUGAUGUCGCGAUAACAGCGGGCGGCAAACCCGACACGACGGUUACGCCAGCCACAACGUUUAGCCCAGUGACGACGGUUACGCCAGCCACAAUGUCUAGCCCAGUGACGACGGUUACGCCAGUCACAACGUCUAGCCCAGUGACGACGGUUACGCCAGGCACAACGUCUAGCCCAGUGACGACGGUUACGCCAGCUACAACGACUAGCCCAGUGACGACGAGUGAGACAGCAGGGACGACGGCAACAGUGACUAACCGGACCACUACGGAGGAACAUACAACCACAGAAGGACCGGAGUCGACGACGACGUCUUUCGACAAGUGCCGCGCCACGGGACCCUGGGAGGGCAAGGAGAAGGAAACAGAGUGGUGUAAAUUAAACUGUUCCCUUGGCCACUGUCCGCCUGACUUGUGCCGCUGUGAUUAAAAAAUCGCUUAUUACAGCGUUUCAGAGUUUGACAUUUUUUCAGUGUUUGACAUGUUUGUAAUAUAUAUACAGUGCAGGUGUGGUAAAUCUUAAAGCAGAGAUAACUUUUUCUUGUAGAAUGUAGGAAAUUGCAUUUUAGGAUAUCUAGGUUUCAAACGUUUACGGUGGAGCAUACCCCCGAAGGGUGUAUACUACCAAAUCAAAUCCCAUAGACGACAAUAGUAACAUAUGUGAUAAAAAAAACUCCGACCUGCAGCGUAUCAAUCGACAUAAACGCCACGG